AUGUCUCAAUUCGAUCUGAAGGUGGCCACUCGUGCUAACCAUGCGGCGCUUCUGCCCGUGGUCCUCAUUGCUACCUCAAUCAACGAGGCUCGCCCCACCCCGGUGAUCAACAUUGUCUACGAGGAUACUGCCCUUCUCCAGGACGGCGACAAGGCCAUUGUGCAGCUCGUUGCUGGAUCCAACUCCGUCUUUGGCACCGCCAAUGUCAUCCAGGAGCUUACUGUACACUUCCCUUUCCUGACUGGCAAGGAUGCUAAGGUGGAAGCCGAAUGGCUGUCUCAGCUGGACACCUUGACCACUCUCGAUUUCAAAGCCCUCGACCCUAUCCUCCAGCGCAUUGACACCCACCUGCUGCUUCGCACCUUCAUCGUCGGAUACUCUCUCUCCACCCCCGACCUUGCUAUUUGGGGUGCUCUCCGUGGCAACCGUGUCGCUGUUGCCGCGCUGAAGAAGGGAUCUCUCGUCAACUUCACUCGGUGGUACCGAUUCCUGGAGGAGCUUUGCCCUUGGACCCACGCCGCCGUGGAGUCUAUGACCGCGGUUGCUAAGGAGAAGAGGAAUGCUAAGGCCAAGGAGGGUGCUAGCUACGAUAUUGCUCUCAAGGGAACUGAGAAUGGCGUUGUCACUAGAUUUCCCCCGGAGCCUUCUGGAUAUCUCCACAUUGGUCACGCCAAGGCCGCUCUUCUCAACGACUACUUCGCCCAUGAGAAGUACAACGGCACUCUUCUGCUCCGCUUUGACGACACCAAUCCGUCGAAUGAGAAGCAGGAAUUCGAGGAUGCUAUCGUCGAGGAUCUUGCCCUUAUGGGUAUCAAGCCUAACAAGAUGACCUACACCAGUGACUACUUCGACGAGCUCUACGAGUACUGUGUCAAGAUCAUCAAGCAGGGAGAUGCCUAUGCUGAUGACACUGACAAAGAGACCAUGGCUGCCCAGCGUUUCGAUGGCUUCCCUAGCCAGCGCCGUGACCUGUCCCCCGAGGAGAGCUUGGCCCGUCUUGAAGAUAUGAAGAACAACACCCCCGAGGGACUUCGCUGGUGUAUCCGUGCUAAGAUCUCGUUCGACUGUCCCAACAAGGCUAUGCGCGACCCCGUCAUCUACCGCUGUAAUCCGGCACCUCACCACCGUACCGGUAGCAAGUGGAAGAUUUAUCCUACCUACGACUUCGCUUGUCCUAUCGUUGACUCAAUGGAGGGUGUCACUCACGCUCUCCGUACUAUUGAGUACCGCGACCGUAAUCCUCAAUACCAGUGGAUGCUGGAUACUAUGAAGCUCCGCCACGUCCAAGUGUGGGACUUCGCCCGGAUGAACUUCAUCAGGACUCUCCUGUCUAAGCGCAAGUUGACAAAGCUGGUCGAGACUGGUGCUGUUUGGGGCUGGGAUGAUCCCCGUUUCCCUACUAUCCGCGGUAUUCGUCGCCGUGGUAUGACCAUUCCUGCCCUUCGGGAGUUCAUCCUUAAGCAGGGCCCCUCUAAGAACGUCACCAACUUCGAUUGGGCUCUUAUUUGGGCAACUAACAAGAAGUACAUCGACCCUAUUGCUGGCCGCCACACCACUAUCUUUAGCAAGGAUGCUGUCAAGACCACUGUCACCGGUGGCCCCGCCGCGCCCUUCACCGAGGAGAAGCCUAAGCACGCCAAGAACGCUGCUGUUGGUAACAAGAAGGUCAUCUAUAGCAGCUCUAUUCUUCUCGAGCAGGAGGAUGUGAAGCUCUUCAAGCCCGACGAGGAGAUCACUCUCAUGAACUGGGGCAAUGCCUUUGUUCGUAAGAUCAGCACUAACGCCGAGACUGGUGUCAUUACCAACCUCGAAGUCGAGCUGAACCCUACCGGUGAUGUCAAGAAGACCGAGAAGAAGGUCACCUGGCUUGCUGAGGAAGGACAGGAUCUUGUUCCCGUUGAGCUGGUUGAUUUCGACCACCUGUUGAACAAGGAUUCCCUGACUGAGGAUGAUGUCCUAGAGGAUUGCCUUAACGAGAAGACCGAGUUCCGUGAGGCCGGUGUCGCCGACUGCAACGUCGCUGACCUCAAGGAGAAUGAUAUUAUCCAGUUUGACCGCAAAGGCUACUACCGCCUCGACCGGGCCUACAGCCCUGGCUCCCCUGCUGUGUUCUUCAACAUUCCUUCUGGAAAGACCAAAUAG
Penicillium soppii is the source of this 2142-nucleotide messenger RNA. Its product is annotated as glutamate--tRNA ligase GUS1. The transcript has 4 exons. The coding region runs from base 1 to 2142 and encodes 713 amino acids. Lineage: Eukaryota; Fungi; Ascomycota; Eurotiomycetes; Eurotiales; Aspergillaceae. Gene Ontology annotation, molecular function: ATP binding; glutamate-tRNA ligase activity. Gene Ontology annotation, biological process: translation; glutamyl-tRNA aminoacylation. The record is from RefSeq and is a predicted model, not a curated record. Gene Ontology annotation, cellular component: cytosol; methionyl glutamyl tRNA synthetase complex; cytoplasm.